AUGCGAGAGUCGGUACUCACUGGGAGUCUUGUGAACUCCGCACUCUGCAACUCUCUGACGUUUCCUUCCAACAAUGGCUUGAGGACGACGGUCCUUGAUAUUGACGCAGCCGAAGAAUUCGACUCUCUGCGAAGAGACGCGUCCAGAAACUCGCUCAGCAACGCGUCAACUCCGCUUCCACUUAGUUGUUCUUCGUCCAUCCUCCUCAUCAUUAAUCCUAUUACAGUGACCGAAUCAAAACCGCCAGUGUCCUGCACCAGUCUUUCUUGCCAGAACAAUGACAUCAACAACUGCAAGCUAUCCGUUGUGAUUGCAGAUGAGUCACACUUUUGAAAAAAUGCUCAAGCAAAAAGAAACGUGCCUGCCUUUCCUGUCAUAAAGAGGGCUCAAUACGCAAUAUUGUUGAGUGGUACUCCUGCUUUGUCCCGACCGAUUGAACUAUUUAAGCAGCUUGAAGCCUUGUAUCCUGAUGUAUACAAAAGUGUUCACGAAUAUGGUAAUCGAUAUUGCAAGGGGAGAACGUUUGGAUUGUAUCAAGGUGCAUGUAACCAUGAAGAAUUGCAUAAUUUGAUGAAGGCAACAGUGAUGAUUCGCAGACUAAAAAAUGAUGUUCUUUCUGAGCUUCCUGUGAAGCGUAGGCAACAGGUCUUUUUGGAUUUGGCUGAAAAGGACAUGAAACAAAUCAAUGCUUUAUUCCGGGAGUUGGAAGUGGUAAAAGGGAAAAUUAAGGCCUGCCAAUCCAAAGAAGAGGUUGAUUCACUUAAGUUUACUGAGAGAAUCUUAUUAAUAAAGAUUUAUACUGAUUCUGCUGAGGCUAAGAUCCCUGCAGUUUUGGAUUACCUGGGAACUGUCAUUGAGGCAGGCUGCAAGUUUCUAGUAUUUGCACACCAUCAGUCCAUGAUUGAUUCGAUAUAUCAGUUUCUUCUGAAAAAGAAAGUGGGUUGCAUUCGAAUUGAUGGAAGUAUCCCUACUGUUGCGAGGCAAGCUUAUGUUACAGAAUUUCAAGAAAAAGAUUCUAUCAAGGCAGCAGUGCUAUCUAUUAAAGCUGGAGGCGUUGGAUUAACUUUGACAGCUGCAAGCACUGUUAUUUUUGCAGAAUUGUCAUGGACUCCUGGCGACCUAAUUCAAGCUGAAGAUCGUGCUCAUAGAAUAGGCCAGGUGGCUUCGGUCAAUAUAUAUUACCUUCUGGCAAACGAUACAGUUGAUGACAUCAUAUGGGAUGUUGUUCAGAGCAAGUUGGAAAAUCUGGGACAGAUGCUCGAUGGCCAGGAGAAUACUAUGGAAGUUGCAGCCAGCCAGACCCGAAUCACCCCUGCAAGCCAGCCGCGAAGCAGCCCUGCAAAGCAAAAACUUGCAUUCAGCCAACCGGGAAGCAGUCCAUCAAAGCAGAAAACACUCGACUCUUACAUGAAGCGUUGCAACAGCAGGGAAGACCCCAAAAGUCAGCCUAAGUUCAAAACCCAAAGGCCCUGAAUGAAGGCUAUGCUGUACAAAAUGUUAAUUUUGCCUGUUUGAAAUGCGUUGAAAGCACAAUAUCGAAGCCAAACUAGUAAUGUGAAGGGUUCUCUUCCCGUUCGAGGUUCAUCCUUUAACUCACCUGUGUAAGAUGUCUGGAAAGAGGUUUUGCCAAGUUGUCUGCAACUGCAACAAAGAGCGUUGAAGAAUUAUAUCGAAAGUUCCGACUGGGAUUUUCCUAUGUUCACUUAUUGUUUGCACGCGCUACUAUAUAUUGAAGAUCCUAACUGGUUCUGGGCUUGUUUCGGUUAAUGUAAUGUGUAGGAGUAGUUCUGUUUACACCCAAUGCAUACAAGCUUGUUUCUGCAUGUUUACAAUCCAGAUUUGCACGUUUUGGUAGCAUAACUUGUUUCGGCCAUCGAGACCAAUUGGAUCCUUAUUUUGUUAGG
Messenger RNA from Malus domestica (apple), 1904 nucleotides. NCBI's taxonomy places the organism in Eukaryota, Viridiplantae, Streptophyta, Magnoliopsida, Rosales, Rosaceae. The record is from RefSeq and is a predicted model, not a curated record.